This is a messenger RNA of Syngnathus typhle (broad-nosed pipefish), 4744 nucleotides long. It is a transcript of the gene sinhcaf, whose product is annotated as SIN3-HDAC complex associated factor. Gene Ontology annotation, biological process: negative regulation of cell migration. Bases 15 to 983 code for a protein of 322 amino acids. The transcript has 6 exons. Lineage: Eukaryota; Metazoa; Chordata; Actinopteri; Syngnathiformes; Syngnathidae. The record is from RefSeq and is a predicted model, not a curated record.
UGUUAGGACGGCGCAUGCGCACUCGUGUCCACAACUCUCCAGUCCGGCCCACAGGCGCAGACAUCAACAAGAGACGCGUAGUCCCGUUUGAAAACACAAACCCUAAACGGAAUACUACUUUUGUUUUCGCCAACUUUACACAACUUUGCAAGAUGUUUGGCUUCCACAAGCCAAAAAUGUACAGGAGUUUGGACGGCUGCUGCAUCUGUCGAGCAAAGUCCUCCAGCUCUCGCUUCACGGACAGCAAGCGCUACGAGAAAGACUUCAGGAGCUGUUUCGGAUUGAGCGAAACGCGGUCUGGAGAAAUCUGCAACGCUUGUGUGCUCCUGGUGAAGCGAUGGAAAAAGCUACCGGUGGGAACAAAAAAGAACUGGAACCACGUGGUUGAUGCUCGAGGUGGUCCCAGUCUAAAGUUGACCUCCAGGCCCAAAAAGAUCAAGUCCAUCAGCAAGAAAGCCCGUCCGAGCCAGAUCAACAGGCUGCAGAAAGAGCUCAAAAGAAACAAUUCCGACGCACAUAGCACCACAUCCAGCGCUUCCCCAGCUCAGUCUCCCAGCUACAGCAAUUUGUCCGACGACGGCUCGGACACUGAGCUCAGACAAGGGUCUGGCCGCUCACCUGUCUUCUCCUUCCUGGAUCUCACCUACUGGAAGAGACAAAAGGUGUGUUGCGGAAUCAUCUACAAGGGUCGCUUCGGUGAGGUUCUCAUCGAUCCCCACUUGUUCAAGCCAUGCUGUCGCAAGAAGCAGCAGCAACAACAACAACUGCGGCAUGAGGAAGAGGACGAAGAUGAAGAGGAUGAUGACGAGGUUGAGGAGGAGGAGGUGGAAGUUGAGGUGGGAGAUGUGCCCGUCAGCCGCGUGACGUCCACAUCCGAGGAGGAGCAGCAGGCAACGGAGACCACAAUGACGAAGGCGGAGGUAGCGCCGGCGGCGGCACAGCUAUGCGUUACCGUGGUGACGACGUCAGAAGGAAGCUGGUAAAGUCGCAAAGGUCUCCUACGCACAUUCCCCCACCCCGUCCUCCUCAAGCACUUGCAAGGCGCGUCACGCUGCCUUCGGUGAUUUAAAGCAGCUGAAGAUCUUCUGGUCUUCUUUGUCAAAAGGCUAGAGAUUUUUUUUGAUGUAUUGGACCAUUGUUUCCCAACCUUUAUUGAGCCAAGGCAUAGACAUGGUUAAAACAAUCACACACAUCACACUAUCAAAAAAUGUCCCGAAAGUGAUGAUACGGUAUUGAAAAGUUACAAAGGAACGUACAUUUUCCAGAAAGUUUCCAUUAAGAUGGGCAAUUUUUUAUGAUAUAUUCCUGUUUGGGAACCUUCCCUCUAAAUCGCAGCGGUGCCUUGUAAUUCAAGUUGCAAAUCAACUUACUCCAUUGAAAUGAACUGAAAUGCCAUUAAUCUGUUCUAGCCUCCGCCCCCAACAAACAUGUUUGCAAUCUGUAUUUUUUUUAAUUAGAGGAAACUACCGCUCUUUAUUGUACUUUCUAAAGACAUGAGAACAUUAACUGGAUUCAAAGAAUCAAGCAGUUUGUGCUCAUGAUUAAUCAAUUGUGGCUCCCUCUGCUGUGCAUGACUUGGCCACUGGGGGAAAUUAUGAUAGUCAUGCAGACACAAACAAAGAUGAUUUUUCACAAAUGUGACUGACUUGAUAAGUGGCACGAAUAUUGAUGACACAGAAUUAUAUGCCCGUGAUUAUUGUUAUAUUGUCAGUCAUUGUAAGCAUUAAGAUGAAUUGAGUUUGGGUGCUUUAACACUUUGUAUGAGUCUCUAUGUCAAUAACUCGACUCUUAUCUCACGUCACAAGUAUAAUAGAAAGUACUUAAAGGCACCACUGUAACUUGGAAUUGAGGGUUAUUUUGGGGGGGAAAUUACCACAUUCAUGCACAUAUACAAACAUUUUGUUUUGCCAUAAGGCAUUCGUCCAAAACAACAACAAGCAGGACAUUUCAACAGAUUUUUGUUAGCGGAACUUCACAAAGUUAAAGUUCCCUAUUAGAGCCAACCUUGAGUUUUGUAUUGUCAUUUUAACCACAUAAACACAUCCCCGUUGCCACGGCAUACUGGUUGGGAAUCACUGAACUGUAUCUGGCAGUUAAAACUGAUGCCUUUCAUCUUGUACUGAGUCUCACCCUUCUGACAAAUGGACCAUCUCAAUUUUUUGUCUUUAGAUACAUGCUGGACUUUUAGUUUGCAGGUACGUUUAGAUCCCACAAUGCCAUAUCGUCAAUCCUUAUAUCUUCCCCAAGACCUCUGUGUUACUUUUAGGUUCAUCAGCAACAAUUUUGGAUGUAAUCCUCAAAAGAAUGAGCACAUUUAGACAAACACACACACACAGCCCUUUUGUCAUGAAAGAAUUUAAGAGACUUUGAAGUUUUCUUUGUGUUUCGCCUUCUAGAUGCGCCGUGAUCCACCAACUAUUCUGCUCAUUUUUUUUGGUCACCCCACUCCCGUAAUGUUAUUCGGUAAAAGACGAUUGAGAUAUUUCUGAGAUAGUGUUGAUAUGAUUUGUCCUCGCUAGUAGAAAAAGAGUUGUACUAGUAGUUUCGUUCACUACUUUAUGACGGUUGACUAGGACAUCGAUGUAGAACUAGUGAGUCAAAACUGACAUCUGCAGGCUACUAGUACUAUGAGUGAAAUUAUUAUUAGUAUGAUUUUAUUUCAGGGGCUUGCAGUCAUCAUCUAGUCUUGCGUGCAGUUUUGCCUCAAUAGUAAAAAACAGUUGUCCUAUUAGUUUGCCAAAGUUCUUUAACAAAGCGGAUUAGUGUGACGUGUGUGCAAACACUGACUGAGCUGUGCUCCAGUUUGAAAGCAGGCAGGCCUAUUCACAGCUUCAACAGCAAAUGCACCAGCCUUACUCGCAGCCUACAGUGUCUCUCUUCCUCUCUCGCGCACACAACAUGCUUAUAGUGUUCCUUCCCAAUCAAUUUUGACGAACAUGAGUGAAAGACAGAGGGGAAAAAAAAGGGCCAGUCGCGUUUAUUUAUUGUGGCCUCAGCAACACAUAGUGCAUUUGUUUGCAUAACUGGCAAAGCCCACUCAUCCAAAAGACCCCCACGAUCUGAUGCGUGAGUCGAAUAAAUUGCAUGGCCUUAUAGAAAGUGUAAAUCUUACUUAGUUUAAUUCUUGUUUUUAUUUUGGAGCAAUUUCUCUUGAUGAGAUUAUUUUUGUAUGCAAACAGGGAAAAAAACAAAUGUGGGGAAAAAAUAGAAGUGUCUUUGCCUAACAAUAACACACACCACGACAGCAAAAACAGAGAAUCAACUUUUCAGCAAUAUCGAUAUCAACCAUUUCUGUCAUUCCCCGGUCAGUAUAUGAUGUAAAAGUAACUUUAUACACGCUUCUGGAGAGCUGUUCCUCCAGUUCCAUUUUUUUUAUAUCAAUCUUAAGAGCCAUGUACAUGUAGUACACUAGUUGUCUUCACUAGGAAGACAAUUUGGAACGCUAUUAGGAUAUCUAUUCUACUGUAUCUCCUGUCAACUAAUGACAGUAUUUCCUCAAAUAUGAAAUGAAUGAAUCUUAAAAUGAACAUUAUCGUCUAUAAUUUACCUAAUAUUCAAUUUUAAGAUUGCACUAGUAGACCAAAAGUGGCCCAAGUGGUGACCAAAAAAAACCCAACUUUACUACUGAGGCAUUUGUGUUAUAGUAGUGCCAUGAAUUGUAUACUAGUACAUGGCCCUUAAGAUGGAUUUUGUUGAUAUCAAAUACAUGUUCUAAUGGCUUUGGACACAAGCUAAAAUUCUAUGCCAAUGCUCUUGUAUACCACAAAUGUGUUGUGAUACCUCCAGAUAUCAUCUAUUUUGUAAAAAUCGGUUUGAGAGAGGUGGAUUUUUUUUGUGUAUUUAUUUUUUUCAAUUUUUGACACUGAUCACUUGUGUAAUAAAAGAUCUUUCUAGGAUUUUGCUUACCUAAAUGUUAGGGACACCUCCAAGCGGCAUGCAAACUGACCGAAAGAGAAAUUUUCUUAAUUUUUCUUUCUGUGCUUGCUUAAUAACUGGACAAGUGAGCGUAGAAGAUGACUAUUCAUCAAGUGGAAACCAAAGCACAUUAAAAUUCCUCUCUUUUGCCCCCCAAUGUCAAAAGCAAUGCAGGUUUUCUAAGGAUACUUGUGCUUGUCUGAGGUCAUUUGUAUGUAUGUUUGAUGUUCUUAAAAAAAAAAAGGAAGAAAAAAAGAACACUAAUAUGACAUUUCAUAUUGUAGUUGGGAGGCAGCUGUUAGAUUAUGUAUAUAUUACAAUCUUGGGUGGGCCCUGAAAUUGUUUGGUUAUUUAUUUAUUUCAUAUUUAUUUCUCUCUCGUUGCAUCCCUGCUUCUUGAGUUGUAAUACUUGCUCUGAAUUCUUUCCAUCUCAAGCGGCCGCAUCGUGAACUUUAGCUGCGCAAAUUCUCCCGUGAGAUUUGCGGUCACAUCAAAUGACUCGGUUGUCCCUACUUGUGUAGUGUUACAUAUUUAUUUCCUUGUCAUUUGACUCGUGUACAACCUAACUUAUUAUCUGCCGUCAUUACUUUAGAUGUGUGUCACCGUAGACUGAGCAGCUGGUAGAUUGCAACAGAACUGUAUUCCACUCUCCCUGUUUUUAGUCCUGUAGCUUAGACGAAGAUCACUAGGAUCCACCGCGCUAGACUAUGCAUGGAUUGUUUGCUUCGCAUUUAUUUCGCUUACACGUUAGAGGACGCGCUUUUGUAUUUUUUAUACAUCAUGUACUUUUUUUACUUGUCCCUUAAUAAAAGUAAUUUUGUGAGUUUUA